Messenger RNA from Eleginops maclovinus (Patagonian blennie), 2470 nucleotides. It is a transcript of the gene fancc, whose product is annotated as FA complementation group C. Lineage: Eukaryota; Metazoa; Chordata; Actinopteri; Perciformes; Eleginopidae. The record is from RefSeq and is a predicted model, not a curated record. Gene Ontology annotation, cellular component: Fanconi anaemia nuclear complex. Gene Ontology annotation, biological process: interstrand cross-link repair; nucleotide-excision repair; cellular response to oxidative stress.
GUGACUUUCAGCCAAUAGUCUUCUUCCUUACACGGAACUCCGAGAGAAGAGGGAAGUUCAGUUUGUUUACGUCGCAAGAACGAACCGGUCUGAAGACUAGAGAAAAAUGGAUAAACUAGACGUCUGCUCUGUGGAGAUUUCAGUUUGAUGACUGUUAUUCUUUAUUGCAUGAUUUUACAUAGGACUUAAGUACAUUGGGAAACAUCACAAUGGCUCAGCUGCAGCAGCAGAUCCAGCCCCACCAAGCAGCAAAGCCCCUGUUGGACGUCCCGGAGUUGCAGUUCUGGCAUGACAAAGCAGUGGCUUGGGGCCAGGCUGACAGGCCUGACACUCUGAAAGACACCUGCCUGCACAUGAGCAGACUGAAGGAUUACCUCCAGCAACUUCUCACACAUAUCAACAACAUGAGCUCCACAUCAGAGACCAUGAAGAGGCUGCCUCUCCUGGGCCAGUUCCUUGGCCGACUCUGCUGGAACCCUUGUGUGACUGCUGAUGCUCCGGGGAGAUGGCUGUUGUUUCAGUGUCUGUGGGGACUAUACUCAGAGCAUCCAGGCAAUGCCGUGGAAACAAAAGCAAACCAGUGGAUACGGAAGGUGCUGUGUCAGCUUGCUACAGAAGAAGACGAUGCUGCAGCGCAGGCAUUAAUGAAGCGAAUGGGUGUACCACCUAAAGAGUACCAUCUGAAAGUUCUCAUAAAGAUGGUGGCAAUGCUGCAGGAAAACAUUGGGAAGAGCUGCAGUUCCUUGUUCGACAUUAAUCACAGGUGUUCCUGUGACAACAUUCUGGCAGCGUCGGAGGCUUGUGUCCCUCUGGUCACUUUCCCAGAGGCUGCUCCUCUCAUCAGUGCACUGUUGCAGCAGCCAGCGACUUGUGUCAGGGCAGCACUUAGUCAAGACUUCCUGGACGCUCUGAGCUCUGCCUACUCCAGCAAAUGCUUGUUAUUGGAGGAGCAGGAAGUAGUCUCUCUGUGGUAUCAUAGCCUUUCCAGUCUAGAGGAAGCAGUGCUCAGUCUGCUGGAGUGUGUUUUCACCAACACAGGGUCAACACCACAGGAGCUAAAGUGGCAACUGGCACACUCAUUACUGCCUAAAGCCUGUGCUCAACACUGCUCCAUAUUUCUGGUUGUGAAUGACAUCUUCAGAUCUUUACUUAAGCAAGCUGAAGAGAACGAGUCCGUCAAGUAUCUCAUCCAAACCUUUUCCAGCAGUUUCUUCAGGGAAUGGGGUCUGCUGCAGCAUAAAACGAGUGGAUCUUUGAAGGCCUUGUUCCCACAGUCACCUCAGAGUCUGCUGAUUCCUCUUUGGACCUGGCCAUCAGAGAUGCCUCAGGAGGCUUGGCGACAUCACCUGAACUGGCUCAGCUGCUCAUUACAGAGACUGACUGAGGAUGAAGAGGAGGGCGAUUCAGACGGAAGCACCAGGGGGCACCUCAGGGUGUUUGAGGCCUGGUACCUGCUGAUCCAGUGUGCCCACUGGGUGCAGGUGGCUGUCCAGCUGCUGGCAACAUUGCAGCCUGAGGACUGCGGCCCCCUCCUGUGGCUGCUCACCUUCUACCACCACCCCACCAAAAGAGGGCACCACAGAACAUCACAGCUGGUUCAUGCCAAAGAAGCAUGGGACCACCUCCGCUCACUGUUCUCGUUCUUAGCUCAUCCUUUUCCUGUUGACCGCGUGCAAUCAUUGAUCACUUUGCUGUCCCUGAAACCUCAGCAAACAUCACCGUCGCCCUUUUUGAUCCUCAAACUCUUACUCAACUUUUGUGUUUUCUCCCAACAAUCGCUGAAUGGGUCGUCAGAGAUUUUACAAACGGUGGUGAACCGUUCUGGUCUGGUUAAUGAAGCGGUGCGUGUUCUCAGCUCACUGGAGCUCAGACUCAUCGAAGAUAGCUGCUUAUCAAGCGACACAAACAGAGUUCAUCUCAGGAUCAAGGCAUUUCAAAACACACUAACACAUAUGUGUGCAACUUUGAAUCCUGCCACGAACCAAACUCACCCACAAACAUUAUCACAGAACCACGCAGCAGUGAGUUCAUCCUCGAUGCAGGGUUUUCUCAAGGCACCUUUGCAGAAUGACAAAUAGCCAGGAUCUUGUGUAGAUAUGCUGCGGUGCAGUGACAGGAGUGUGUCAAAACAGCACAGCGGGGACAGAUUAUGUGGAGAAGCUACAAUUAUAUGCGCAGACCACACACAAAAAUACAAACACAUAACACAACUACAUGGACACUUAAGCAGUGACAGAUCACACUAUAAAGAAGCAGCAGCUCGUACAGUGUCUUGAAGUCCUCCCACUCGUAUAGCUUACAAUUAAAAUCCUUAACAUUACACAUGCUGACUGACAGACUGUAGUCUCGGAGAAAAGGAAAAAUGUUGCCAGGUACACAAUCUUUGUAUAAAUGCUUUGUGUUCAAAUGUUUGUAUUGAUAAGUUAUUCCAACUGUUCUGUAAAUAUGAUAAUAAAUGUAAUGUCACUUC